Molecule: messenger RNA, 1283 nt
Organism: Populus trichocarpa (black cottonwood)
Lineage: Eukaryota; Viridiplantae; Streptophyta; Magnoliopsida; Malpighiales; Salicaceae
Product: vesicle-associated protein 4-2
Exons: 7
Coding region: 197-991 (264 amino acids)
Biological process (GO): endoplasmic reticulum membrane organization
Cellular component (GO): endoplasmic reticulum membrane; plasma membrane
Source: RefSeq, a predicted model, not a curated record
CACAUUUUUAUGGUACAGUAUUAUUACAAUAGGGAGAUACAUAGCUUUCAUCAACAGAAACAAAGACAACAACAGCAACAUUAUCAUAGUAAAAACACAAAAUAAAUCAAAAGCACGAAGCCCCAGUAAAGAAAACUAUUCAAGUUUUCCAUCUUUUAAAGCAGAGAGUGAAAGAAGCCUUUGGAGUCUUUGCAAGAUGCCAUUUUGGCAAACAAGCAAUGGCAAUGGCAAUGCCGCUUCUUCUUCUACUACUACCACUUCUUCAUCUUCGACAUCUUCAAGUUCCAUGAGUAGUAAUAACAGUAAUGGCAAUAAUGGUUGUCAACAGAACCAAAGUAACCAGCUUGGAGAGACAAGAUCGAGUCUUUAUUAUUCGACUAAUGCAAUAUCGUUUGUUACUAAGUCUUUGUUGCCUACUAGAAGAAGACUCAGGCUUGAUCCUCCUAACAAGCUCUUCUUUCCUUAUGAACCAGGUAAACAGGUUAGGAGUGCAAUUGGCAUCAAGAACACUUGCAAGUAUCAUGUAGCUUUCAAGUUCCAAACGACUGCACCAAAGAGCUGUUACAUGCGUCCUCCCGGGGCUAUACUUGCUCCUGGAGAAAGUCUUACCGCAACUGUAUUCAAGUUUGUGGAACCUCCAGAGAACAAUGAUAGACAAAUGGAUCAGAGGAGCAGGGUUAAGUUCAAGAUCAUGAGCUUGAAAGUGAAAGGAGAAAUGGAAUAUGUUCCUGAGAUGUUUGACGAGCAGAAGGAUCAAGUAGCAGUUGAGCAAAUUCUGCGAGUAAUUUUUCUUGAUCCAGAAUGCCCUAGCCCUGCACUGGAAAAACUUAAAAGACAACUGGCUGAGGCUGAAGCUGAGCUUGAGGCACGCAAGAAGCCUCCGGAAGACGCAGGUCCCCGAGUCGUCAACGAAGGACUUGUUAUAGAUGAGUGGAAAGAGCGGAGGGAAAGAUACCUGGCACGCCAGCAGGUUGAAGUUGAUUCUGUGUGAAAGUUCUGUUUCCUUUUCUUGCAAUGUUUUUUCCUUGAGCUGAGGUUUCCUUCAUACAAUGUUGAAUGCUUUGUCCCUUUGUCCAUUGGCGGAGGAGGAUGUGUGAUCUGUUCUUUUAGGAAUGUAGACAUAAAAAUUUGUGAAGCAGGAUUUAUCAGGGUAAAAAAAAGGCAUUUUGUUAUGCCAUAUUAAGCUGUAUUUGGUUUAAGGCACCUAAUACUGCACUUGUGCCCUAUUUGUUGUAGAUAUGGGAUUUUGAUUAACAUUGAAUUAUUUAAUUCUCUGUUAGCAA